AAUUGGAAUCAUCUCAGACAUCAGUAUUAUUUUGCGAAUCAACACCACAGUCAUCAUCUCCAAAUACCUUCCAUGUACCUUUUAAAGAUACUGCACGACCAAAUUUACCUUUACAUUCUAAUGCAUCAAUUAAGAAUCCAAUAUUAGGUGGCGUUAGAAAGUUGAAAAAACAAAAAACUACAAUUAUUAAUAACUAUUACAAUAUUACUGCCAAUUCU
Messenger RNA from Dentiscutata erythropus, 218 nucleotides. Lineage: Eukaryota; Fungi; Glomeromycota; Glomeromycetes; Diversisporales; Gigasporaceae. The record is from the annotation of a GenBank genome assembly.